Molecule: messenger RNA, 525 nt
Organism: Aspergillus nidulans FGSC A4
Lineage: Eukaryota; Fungi; Ascomycota; Eurotiomycetes; Eurotiales; Aspergillaceae
Product: UPF0220 family protein
Exons: 4
Coding region: 1-525 (174 amino acids)
Biological process (GO): retrograde transport, endosome to Golgi; late endosome to vacuole transport via multivesicular body sorting pathway
Cellular component (GO): Vps55/Vps68 complex; membrane; cytosol
Source: RefSeq, a predicted model, not a curated record
AUGGACGGCUCGGAGAACCGCUUGUUCCGCUUCUCCAAACCAGAAUGGCUCAACAACUCGACAGUGCGUAACGCGGGCGUCUACACAUCAGGCGCACUUUUCUCGCUGGGCUUUUUUUUCCUUAUUGAUGCCGCCGCCUUUUCACAUAGCUAUCGUAACGCCUCGACUGUACACGUCAAGUUCGUCGACUGGAUCCCUGGAAUCUGCUCUGCACUGGGUAUGCUUGUCAUCAACUCGAUUGAGAAGUCGCGGUUACAGGCCGAUAGCUUCAGUUACAGUGGGAACGGCGUUGCGUGGAAGGCGCGCUUUGUUCUGUUUCUUGGGUUUGCGUUGCUUGCUGGAGGUUUGGCGGGAAGUGUGACGGUCAUGGUUCUCAAGUACCUCAUCAAGAAUUAUCCGCUACCGACGCUGUACUUCGGAAUCGCGAAUGUCAUUGCCAAUGGGCUGGUUAUGUUGAGCAGUUCGGUUGUUCUUUGGAUUUCUCAGAACAUCGAAGAUGACUACACGUAUAACCUUGCGCUUUAG